This is a messenger RNA of Macrosiphum euphorbiae (potato aphid), 1257 nucleotides long. The record is from the annotation of a GenBank genome assembly. Lineage: Eukaryota; Metazoa; Arthropoda; Insecta; Hemiptera; Aphididae.
AUGAGUUUCCGUUAUAAAAGUUGGGUAUGGCAAUACGGCAAACGCCAAGGCGAUAAAGCUUUUUGUGACUUGUGUGACGAUAAUUCAAAUAAAGUGUUUUGCUGUGCUGGUGGAUCAACGGGAUCAUUCGGCAGACAUUUAAAACUGAUUCACAAUAUAAGCAGAAAUACUCAAAAUCCAAGGUAUGUAAUUAAUUCAAGUAAGGAUGAUUUAACAUGUGCCGCACAUACAUUACAACUUGCUGUCAAUAAUAGCCUAAAAUAUGAUAAAAUAGAUAACUUAAUUCAAUUAUGUAGUAAGAUUGUUUGUCAUUUUAAGCAUUCGAAUUUAGCUAGUCAGUAUUUAAAAGAUAAGCAAGACCAACUAGGUUUGCCAACAGAAAAAUUAAUUCAAAGCUGUAAAACCAGAUGGAACUCUAUAUAUAUGAUGCUUGAUCGACUUUAUAAAAAUAGGUGCCCGAUUUCAAAUGUUCUUGCUGAUCGUUCGUUGACUACAGCAGCAAUGGCACACAAAUUUGAAGUGACAGAGCACCAAUGGACAGAUGUAGAAACGUUAAUUAAAUUGCUUAAACCUCUACAAAUUAUGACCACGGUUUUUUGUGGCGAAAAAUAUUGCUCUAUUUCAAUGGUUAGGCCUCUCAUAAACGCAGUUAUAGAAAAGCAUUUAAAGCAUAAUGUAAGUGAUGAUGAAAUAACAGAACAUUUUAAAACUACUGUAAUUAGGGAACUAUCAGAUCGUUUUAAAUUAUUGUGGUGUCCUUCUAGUGUCGUGUCUGCUCGGCAAAUAGCGUCUUUCCUCGACCCACACCCAAGAUUCAAGGACUUAGAGCAUGAAACGGUUGAUGCAAGAGAAAACAUUCGGACACGGGUUAAACAUUUGAUAAAAGAAAUAGCUGAAAUUAAUUGCGAUGUACAAAUUGAAACACCUGUCACUAAACAUCACGGUGCUCUUGAAUUUCUGUUCGGUGAUGAAGUAAAUUGUAAUACAGCUGAUUAUGACAUUCAGUAUCAACAUUACUUGGCAGAACCACAGUUAAAAUUUGAUUUUGAUGCACUAGAAUGGUGGAAGACGCGUGCAUCAAAAUAUCCACUGAUUGUUGCUCUGGCAACGAAAUAUUUAGGGAUACCAGCAACGUCAGUUAGUUCUGAAAGAUGUUUCUCAACCGCUGGAAACAUAGUGACGGCCAAGAGAAGUUGUUUGGCGCCCGAGACCGUAAACAUGCUGAUUUUUCUUCACCAGAACAAACAAUUAUUAUAA